Molecule: messenger RNA, 795 nt
Organism: Funneliformis geosporum
Lineage: Eukaryota; Fungi; Glomeromycota; Glomeromycetes; Glomerales; Glomeraceae
Source: the annotation of a GenBank genome assembly
AUGGCAUUUAACAAAACUGAUAUUAACACUGAAAAUGAAGCUAAAGAAUACCCGAAUUAUUACGGAGGAGUUCUUAAGCCAGAAGAAAAGGCUAUCUUUGAUAAUGGUCUUUUAAAACCAAAUGGUAUUUUGAAUAAAACAUUUCUUCAAGAUACUGCCGAAUUACUUAACAAUUUGAAACAAUCUAAAGAAAAAGUAAAAACUGCAACCAUGGGUUUAGAUGAUGACAAAAGAACUUUAUUAAAAAGUUUUUUAGUAGAACAAAAAGGUGAGACUAUUCCUUAUCAAUUAGUUAAUAGUUUGGGUAGUGAUAAACCAGUUGACAAAGUUAUUAGUCAACUUGAAGAUGUUUUUUUUGCUGAAAAUGAACCUGAAUUUGAUCGAAAAAUUGAAACAACAGCACUUAAACUUAAAGAAUUACUAGACAAAGGAAAAGGUGUAGAUGAAGAAAUAGAAAAACUGCAAAAAAAAUAUAAUCAAAAAUUAUUAGAGGAACAAACUACAUUAGAAGGUAAGGUUUCUGCUGCGGUUACUGCUUUAAAAAAUGAACUUAAAACUGCUGGGGGUGCAGGUCUCAAAAUUUUGCAAAAUAUCAUAGACAGCAAUAAAGAUUAUUCAGAACGAUUUUAUACACCUACUGUGCCAGAUUCAGCUACUUCUUAUGGAUCAGUCAUCCAAACUGGUUAUAUUAGUAGUGCUAAACCUUAUGCUCAUCCGGCUUAUUUGCUCGAAGAUUUACCAGGUGCUAAUGAUAAGAAAAAGUUUAAAGAUACCUUUGAAAGGAUUCGGAAUUGA